GGCAUUUUGACUCUGUGUCAAAAGGUUUGAGACAAUUCAUUCAUCAACAAUUCAAUGGCUUCAUCAAACAGCAUCUCCGCCGCUGACCUCGCUCGUAUGCACGGUGCAAACCCCGCGACGGUCGGCGGUCACGAAGACAUCGUCGACCCCUUCCCAUCUCUCGGUGGGGGCGAACCGACCCCCGCUGUCAGGGCAUCGAGCUCCCGUCCUACGCAAGCACCGUCAGGCGCACUGGAUACAGCUUCCGAAGCUGCGUUCCCAAGCUUGGCUGCUCCCGCUCUUCGCCAGCCUGACAAGGCCCCGGCGAAGAGCAAGUGGACUGCUGGCUCUGCUGCCGUCAAGGGAAAAGGAAAGGCUCCUGCCGGUAAGCCCAAUGGAACUGCGUCGCCUGGUCCCGCCAUCGCCAAGCAGGUGUUGCCCACCGACACCCUCGUCAUCGAAUCGCCUGUGCUGCAGCCGAAACAGUCAGUCGGAGAUGUAUGCAGGAUCGUCAUGAAAAAGCACGGUGUCAACAUCGACCCUAGCUCGCAGAUGAAGUCCGGACGGAAGGAGACAACCUUCUUGAUCAAGGCGUCAACUGCCAAGUUGGUGGAAGAGGCUCGCAAGAGCUUGGUCUCGAUGCUUUCGCCGGUGAUUACGUUGACUAUCGAUGCCCCUGUCUCCACGAUUGGUCGGAUUGUUGGUCCCAAAGGUGCUGCGCUCAAGGCCCUUCGUGACGAGUUCAACGUCCGUGUCGACAUUCCCAGGCGCGAGACCCUGCACACCAACGGUGAUGCUGCCACCCUGCCUGCGAAUGGAGAUGCCGAUGAAGUCGAAGAACCUACCCUGACCGUCACCAUCAACGGGCCUGCUCCCGGUGCUCGUCACGCGUACGCACACAUCCACGCCAUCGUCGCCGAGAAAACGAGCAGGACCUCGACAAAGGUUCCCGUUCCUCGCCAGUUCUGGCCAUUCCUCUCUGCCAAGAAGGAUGAGCUGGAAGCAGGCCAGGAUGUCAAGAUCACCAUUCCAAAGCCCUACCACCCGACGGAAGAGGACGACGAUGCCACUGCUGCAGAGAAGUCCCACGCUGUCCACAGCGCGCCUGUCAUCAUCUCCGGUGAGAGGAAUGCUGUCGCACUGGCAGCAGAUCGCGUCAAGGCUAUGGUCAACGAUCUUGAGCUGAACACCAAGGAGCUCGCAUACAAGUUCCCCAAGCGUCAGCAUCGUUUCCUUGUCGGCGAGGCAGCUAGGAAGAUUGUCGAGGACACCGGAUGCAGUGUGGAACUGCCCGCAUUCGACGAUCCUUCUGAGGAGGUCGUCAUCCGCGGCCCCGAGGAUCAGCUUCCCAUCGCUCUUGGAGCCGUCAUGAAGCAAGCCAAUACGGCAAGUGUUCUGCAGGUCGACCUGAACAAGAUCUACCCUACGCCUCCAAAGCAUGCCCAUCAGCUGCUGAUGUUCCUCACUCGUUCUGGCAGGCUCCGGAAACUCGGCGAGGCGCACCCUGGUGUCAAGUUCUUCGCCCCUCGGCAGGCUCUGGUCGACUCUACAGGUGGUCACGUCGUUAUCGACAUCGUGGGUGAUAACAAGGCCUUGGUGCAAAAAGGGCGCGACGAUCUGGACGCGGCCGUCAAGCAGCUUACGGCCGAGUGCUUCGACAGCAUAGAGAUUGAGCCCCUGACUCACAAGUUCCUGAUCGGUAAGAAAGGGCAGAAGCUCAGAGCCUUUCAAGAUGCUCACGGCGUGGACGUCCUCUUCCCGCACGAGGGCUCGGAUACAUCUACCGUCCUGCUGGUGUACACGCACCCCAUGGAAGGGGACAAGAAGACCAACGAGGCAGAGAUCAGAAAGCGCUUAGCUGAGGUCAAGGCGGAGAUGGCCGCGAUGGAGAAGGAAGCCGCGGAUAUGAAGACAGAGACUCUCAAGGUUGACAAGAAAUGGCACAGGUUCAUCGUCGGCCAGGGGGGGACUACGCUCAAUGGCAUCAUCGGCGAGGAAAAGGCUAUCAUCAUCAGGGUUGGAUCUAACAACAAGCCUGGCGCUCACGUUAAGGAUAAUGUGGAUGAGGACUCUAUCGUCAUCCGCGGCCCGAAGGAUCAGGUGGAGCGCGCUACUAAGGAGAUCCUACAGAUCGUCGAGGAUGCCAAGAACGACGAUAUUGUGAAUGGAUUUACGGAAGAGUUCCACGUCAACCGCGAGUUUAUCGCCCGCAUUGUUGGGACCGGGGGUUCUAGUAUCAAGAAGAUCCGUGACGAGCUCGGCGUUCGGAUCGAUAUCGAUGAACAGGAACCUGCUGGGGAGGAAGUCAAGGGGAAGAAGAAGAAGGCGCCCUCGACGGCUAACAUCAAGAUUGUUGGGAGGAAAGAAAAUGUCCUCAAGGCCAAGGAGCGGAUCUCGGAACAGGUCGACCGCAUGGCGGACGAGACGACUGAGAUCCUGAAGAUUCCCGCACAGUAUCAUCCUUCCCUUAUUGGUCAGGGCGGGAAGUACGCCAUCCGCUUGGAGGAGAAGUAUGGUGUGAAGAUCACGUUCCCUAAGGAGAAAGAGGAAAACGAUGCGGAGGGACGGAAGAGGGACCCGCAUGUCGGGAAGGAUGAGGUGCUCCUCCGUGGUGGUAGGAAGGGCGUUGCGGGUGUUAAGGCUGAGCUUCUCGAGACCGUUGAGUUCGAGAAGGAGACAAACAAUGUGCUCAAGUUCACCGUCCCGCAAUCUGCCAUUUCUCGCAUUGUUGGUAAGGGCGGCCAACAAAUCAACGAGAUCAAGGAUCAGACCAACACCCACAUUGAUAUCGAUCGUGAGAACAAGGGUGGCACUACCGGUAUCACGGUCAAGGGCGGCAAGAAGGAGACCGAGGCGGCCAAAAAGGCUAUCCUGGCUAUUGCUGCCGAGGUGGACGAUGAAGUGACCGUGAUCGUCGCCAUCGAGCAGAAGUAUCACCGUACCAUCAUCGGCGUGGGUGGUCAGGGCCUGCGUGACCUUAUUGGACGCUGUGGAGGUCCUGCCGACCCUCGUACGCAAGCCGGCCUCGUUCAAUUCCCUCGACAAGGCGAGUCUCAGGAUGAGGUUCGCCUGCGUGGUAAGCGCGUGCUGGUCGAUAAGAUCAAGGUGGAGCUAGAAAAGGUUGCUGAGGGUCUUCGUGAUCGUGUUGUUCUGGCUGUCAGUGUGCCAAUCGCCGUUCACAGCGCCCUCAUUGGCCGUGGUGGCAAGCGGUUGCAGGAACUCCAGGAGUCCACCGGUGCCCAGAUCCAGUUCCCUGGGUCUAGGUCGUACGGUGCUGUGGGCGAUGCCGAGAACGCAGACGAGGUCAAGGACUCGGAGCCACAAGAUGUUGUCAAGGUUUAUGGCUCUCGCGCUGCUUGCGCAAAGGCGAUCGCCGAGAUCAAGAAGGGCGCUGAAACCUUCGCCGCUUCUCCUGCUCACAAUCGCACACAGCGUGCGCCACAGGAGACUUCUGUAAAAGCUGUGCCGCUGAAAUACCACCAUGUCAUUUCACAAGGCGGGGCAUUCUUCCGUUCCUUGCGCGCGUACGGCGUCACGGUGGACCAUUCGACCGUGCCCGAAAAGCCCGAGAUCAAGCCCCCGACGGGCGGCUCCCAGGAGGAGGCCCGCAUUGAUCAGCCUGUCUCUCCGUCAGAAGGUGCUCAGUGGGAUAUCGUCCCCAACUAUCAGCACAUGCCGGAAGGUGAUGCUGAGUGGACGAUCAAGGCGAAAUCGAAGGAAGGAUUGGAGCGCGCCGAGAAAGAGUUAGAGGAGGCUAUCAAGCAUGCGGCCACCUACACGCAUAUUGGCUUCCUCACUCUUCCGAACCGCACCAUGUUCCCUCGGAUCGUCGGUUCCAAGGGUUCCACCAUCACCAGGCUCCGAGAGGAGACCGGCGCCAAUAUUGAUGUUGGUCGUGAUAACAACACCAUCAUGAUCACAGGCUCCGAGGACUCAAUCAACAGGGCAAAAGAGGUUAUUGAGAAGAUUCUGGAAGGUGGUCGCGGUCGAGACUACUAAUUGUGACCAUCAUUUCCGUUUCUCAGCCUCCUAUCUAUCGGUUUUUCUAUCAUUUGGACCUGCAUUCAUGCACACUAUAUCCAUUCAUAUUUCUCCGUUCUAAGUUGCCUGUCGGGGGGGUCGCAGGGAGCUUUUGAGUUGGAGACAUGACCAUGACGUUUCAUCCUUAUGCACCAUCCCAAAAUGCAGGCCCUCUUAGAAUAUCACAUGUAGCAUUGUGCAAUCAAAGGGUAAUUUAAUCUGC
This is a messenger RNA of Dacryopinax primogenitus, 4222 nucleotides long. RefSeq lists its product as uncharacterized. NCBI's taxonomy places the organism in Eukaryota, Fungi, Basidiomycota, Dacrymycetes, Dacrymycetales, Dacrymycetaceae. Gene Ontology annotation, biological process: nuclear division. The record is from RefSeq and is a predicted model, not a curated record. Gene Ontology annotation, molecular function: mRNA binding. Bases 55 to 3978 code for a protein of 1307 amino acids. The transcript is spliced from 8 exons. Gene Ontology annotation, cellular component: nucleus; cytoplasm.